Molecule: messenger RNA, 616 nt
Organism: Bombus pascuorum
Lineage: Eukaryota; Metazoa; Arthropoda; Insecta; Hymenoptera; Apidae
Exons: 2
Coding region: 89-616 (175 amino acids)
Biological process (GO): sensory perception of smell; detection of chemical stimulus involved in sensory perception of smell
Cellular component (GO): plasma membrane
Molecular function (GO): olfactory receptor activity; odorant binding
Source: RefSeq, a predicted model, not a curated record
CUAUCUUGUGGCAUCGUAUUAAAUUAAAUUCCUUCUCGAAUUAGGAGUAGGAUGCAUUUUAACCACAAUCGCACAAUUGUUAUUCAAAAUGAUCUACCUAAUAAUUAGAAGAGAAAGAUCAUACAGACUUUACUAUGAAAUACGAAGUUUAUGGGACACUGCUAACGAUUCGAAAGAAAUGCAGCCUUAUAUACGGCUCGCUUAUUGGGCACGAAUUUGUACAAUAGCUUUUUAUUUAUCGUGCAUGUGCAACGUGAUCACUUUCUCCACAUCUGCAGUUGUUGAUUAUUUUAGAUUCGAAUACAAUGCAAGCAGUACAGAUAACAACCGACAUUUACCCUUUGUUGUCUGGUAUGGCACAGAUAUUUCAGCAUCUCCUAAAUUUGAAAUCGCUUUCAUUUGUCAAAUUCUAUCAUCCGUGGUUUGCGCUACUACAAUCUCUGGCUUGGAUGCCUCAUUUAUGACCACGGUUUUGCACGUGUCUGCUCAAUUUAAACUAAUCAAUACCUGGAUUAGUAAUAUAGGAAAUGAAAUAAAUUGUAACCCAAAUUACACGCGGAAGAUAAAGAUAGAACUAAUGAGAUGCAUUCGCCAUCAUCAACGAAUGAUACAGUAA